AGUUAGGAAAGUGCAAUUAAACACAUAUUAACAAUACACACUUAACAUAUCUUUUUUCAUAAAUUAUAUAUUUUGAGUUUACGCUAUCCUCGUAACGCUAAUUUUCACCAAUGAGGAAGUAUAAUCCAUUGUUCGCCAAAUUGAUUUCUCCUUGAUUUUUUAGUUCGUUGGUAAUGGAUAUCCAUUUGGUGUAAAAUAAAUUUAAAUAACAAUGCCCAAUUUUCUGGGUUUAGUAGCUCGUGGAAUCUGCUUCAGUCAGCAUGAAGUUUCGGGAGUGUAAUGUUGUACUCAUAUUCUUCCUUAUGGUGUUGAUAUGGUCGGAGUCAGCGUUGGGACAAACUACUGAACCAGAAUACGAAUAUGAGUACUAUUACGACGACGAAACCACGGUAGCGAGCGUAUCAGCCACGCCUGCAACAACUACCACAACCACGACUACUACAACCACAAGAAGACCAACAACUACCAAACGAAAUGGGAACCUCAUUUCAACCACCAGGCGAAGGAUGUCGCAAAAAUAUCAAUAUAUGCGACCAGACGUAGUCGUAAACAUAAUUUCGGACAUGUAUGGUCUCAGCGGCAUGCAAGUUAAUGGAAGACAGCUAGGAUUUGGAAGUCAACGAUAUCUAGGAAGUUCUGGAUACAGGCGGUAUUCAAAUCGGUACUCUUCUCGGUACGGAAGACCAAUUGACUAUUGGUACACGUUACGCUCAGACCCUUACGUAUCUACACAACAACGGAGGCAGCGUGGCAUGACGGAUUACAGUGGCGACUAUUACUCGGAUGAUAAUGAUUAUUAUUACGAUUUACUAUCCUCUUCACCAAGAAACCGAGCCGAUGCACAACGGAGGGGGUCAAAUCGGGCGAUAUACAAUUUCAUGCUGAGUGCACUGAACAGAAGAAGGAAUUAGAAAUAACAUUUUCAUGGAAAAUAGAAACAAGGUUUUUAAAUAUUUUGUCAUGUUUUUACGCUUUCUAUACGAAAUUUAAU
Messenger RNA from Aedes albopictus (Asian tiger mosquito), 991 nucleotides. RefSeq lists its product as uncharacterized. The coding region runs from base 261 to 911 and encodes 216 amino acids. The record is from RefSeq and is a predicted model, not a curated record. Lineage: Eukaryota; Metazoa; Arthropoda; Insecta; Diptera; Culicidae. The transcript has 4 exons.